This is a messenger RNA of Vespa mandarinia (Asian giant hornet), 1118 nucleotides long. Its product is annotated as farnesol dehydrogenase-like. The record is from RefSeq and is a predicted model, not a curated record. NCBI's taxonomy places the organism in Eukaryota, Metazoa, Arthropoda, Insecta, Hymenoptera, Vespidae.
AUCCAACCUUGAAUAGUAGUUCUUUGCUCCCCACUCUUCGAGUAAUCAAUUACACAGUGAAUGUAUGAGUAAAUAAAGUAACAUACUAGAACUGCUAUCACUCCAAGAAGAAACUUCAACGUGAUAACUCUGUCUCUCCUCAUCACCUGACGCUCUUCCUUUUUCUGUUGAAUGCGAUUGGAUAUUGAAAACAAAAAUGAAACGCUGGGCUGGUAAAGUAGCUAUAGUUACUGGUGCAUCUAGUGGCAUAGGAUUAGGAAUAGUGAAAGCUUUUGUACAAAAUGGAAUAUUCACGAUUGGAUUUGCUAGAAGAAAAGAGAAAAUGGAGAGCGAAAUGCAGAAUGUUAAGGGAAAAGGUAAAGGAAAGUUCUAUGCUUACGAGUGUGAUGUUACCAAGCCCGAAAGUAUCGAACAAGCAUUCGAAUGGGUCAAGAAUAAUUUUGGAACAGUACAUAUUCUGGUGAACAAUGCUGGGGUCUCCUCAAAUGUCAAAUUUAUGAAUUCAUCACGACCUGAUUGGCAAAGAUUAUUCGAUGUCAAUGUGUUGGGAUUAAUUGAUUGUACUAAACGUGCCGCUAGAAUGAUGCUAGAUUCUGAAAUAGAAGGUUAUAUUAUUAAUAUAAACAGUAUCGCAGGACACUAUCUAAAUGUUUUCCCAAAUUGUAGUCUUAACUUUUACCCAGCAUCUAAAUUCGCUUCCGUUGCUGCUACUGAGAUCACACAAAAGGAAUUGCAUGGUAGUAAGAUUCGAGUGACGAGUAUCAGUCCAGGAUUAGUAUCUACGGAAAUCUUCGAUGCCAAUAACUUUAAUGCCAAUAACUUCAACGUAGACACAAUCAAGGAUUUACCAAUAUUGGAAGCUGAUGAUAUCGCAAAUGCUGUUAUUUAUUUAAUUGGAACUCCACAACGCGUUCAUAUUACUGAAUUGAUAAUUAGACCUUUUGGAGAAGUUAAAUAUUAGUGUUAAACAUGAAAUAAUAUAUAAUAUUUUAACUAAGCAUUAUAUUGCUUCUAUCUUAGUGAAAAUAAGUACAAUAAAAGUAUUUUUUUUUAAUAAUAUAAAAAUUAACAAAAAUUUACAUUAUAAGCGAAAAUAAAAAUCAUAUUGUUUAUAUUAA